AUUUGAGCGUCGUAGCAGUCGUAGGUUCCACGAUUCUGAAACAGCAAACAUAAAUUUCUAGUAGCAAAAUCAGUAAAAUAACCUAAGCUAUAGUCAACCAAUGAACCAAGUCUGUGCCCGCCGAAGUAGCCGAGAGAUAUGCCUGCACGUCUUGUCAUUUUUUUUUCAGAAACAGAAGAAAGAAGCAGUCAAGCAGACGAUCUUAUUCCGUGCUCCGUGCUAUCCAGUUGGGGCGUCCCGCGUCCGCGUGUGAUUCGUCAUUUGCCAUUCUUCAGGCACUGAACGUUUUUUCUCCAAAAUCUACUUCUAACCAGAGCCAGAAACCAAACCAUUUUUCGUCUAUUACAUCUGGUUUGGUUCUCAUCACUUACGCUGUUGUUGAUCAAAGCUCUCAGCAAUAGAGCUGCACCAAUAUCCCGGUGUACACUUUUGAUUGUAAUUCCACAAUGGGAGUUGCCGUGGUCGCGGGACUCGCGGCUAUGGCCGGGAUUUCCCCAUUCAGCGUGAUGCUGGGAGCAUUUACGGUUGGUUACUUAGCCGCCUACUAUGUGACACCUAGGGUUUCCAGAUUGACGAGGAACAUUGCAAGAUCACUGAGGAAUACAGCUGAGGAAGUAGAGAAUACUGUUAACACAGCUUUCUCUCCAUUCGAGCCUACCUCCACUAAUGCCAAUGGCAACCAGCCUCCACAGAGACCUACUGAGAACAACAGGUCAAACUCAGUCCAUGUCAAUCACAGGUUGCUGCUGCUGCAGAGGCGACUUUCACAAAUACUCAGAAAUCUUCGUCAACACAUUCUAGUUUCUGAUACGGACAGAGAUCCCAUCAGCCAAGCAGUGAGACGACACCAAAGGGGAACGUUCCACCAGAUUUACACGACCAUCUCGGAAUUGAUUGCCAAUGGUUAUUCCGCCAGUAUUCAGCGGAGCAAUCAAAGUGAAGUCAAUCUCGUCAUCUCCUCUCCUGACCGCCUGUGGAGAGAGGUGAUUGAGUACCAGUUGGCCGACUAUUUGGACGUCCACGACCAGCUGAUCCACCAAGAAUUUGAGCGGAGGUGGUCGCGCGACGUGUGCCCUACAAUCUUGUCGGCCAGAUUCCAAGGGUCGCAACUCGUCUUGUCUCCGCAGGUGAACCUCGGGGGUGCCACCAACGUCAUCUACGGGAUUCGCUGUCGGAAAUGCGAUCGCCGACUUGGACCCUGUAAUAUCAACUACGUCGGCCAGACUACUCUAUCGCUACGUGAGCGGGUCGAUCAACACGCCUGCGCAGCAGCAAGAACGUUCAUCAACGGCAUUACUGAGAACACACCGUUUCGACCCAUGUACGAACAUGCUGCCGACCGUUCCCUCCAUGACCUACCGCCGGGUAUCCUACCACGGCAGGUUUUCGGUGAAGUGAUGGAAGUGAUCCUUCUGCCCACUGGUAGUGGUGACCUUCGCUCGUGGGAAUGCUUUUGGCAAUUCUUUUGUCACUGCAGGACCUUCUUCUAUGGCUGGAGUCAUCAAUAAGACUUUUAACUUGUAAGCAGCAUCCGGUGGACAGUAUCGCUUGAAUGUCUUCAUUGCCUUUUAUAAUAAAACUAACGCUCUUUUCGUCGUCCGUCGUGUGCCUAAAUUCUAGAGUUCCUCCUUAAAGUCUUAAUAAAUCAUAACAAAAUAAAAA
This is a messenger RNA of Daphnia pulex (common water flea), 1662 nucleotides long. RefSeq lists its product as uncharacterized. The record is from RefSeq and is a predicted model, not a curated record. The transcript has 2 exons. NCBI's taxonomy places the organism in Eukaryota, Metazoa, Arthropoda, Branchiopoda, Diplostraca, Daphniidae. The coding region runs from base 447 to 1508 and encodes 353 amino acids.